Messenger RNA from Scutellospora calospora, 322 nucleotides. The record is from the annotation of a GenBank genome assembly. Lineage: Eukaryota; Fungi; Glomeromycota; Glomeromycetes; Diversisporales; Gigasporaceae.
AUGGAUAUUCAAUAUGCAACUCAACAUGAAAAAAAAUUAGAACUUACUGAGAAUUAUUUAGCAUAUUUAAGUCGUGUGCAGAAAGAAUAUGACUACUAUAAUAAUAAUAUUGUAAAGGCAGUUGAAGAUAAUAGUCUUAAAGAUAAUUACAAAACUUUUACAAUGCAUUCAUUUUCUUUUGAUUUAAAUAUUCUACCUCCUACAAUCAAUACUAAGCCACUUUCUAUUAAGAGGCAAGAAGAGUUGUAUAAAGAAAUUGCACUCUAUGUUGAUUUACCUUUUUGCAAUAUUACUUGCCCAAAGCCAGAAGAAUUAAAAACAA